AUGAAAAUAUUCUGGCUUCGACCAUCUGUUGGUGAUUAACAAUAAUCAAAAAUAGAUUAUUAGAAAUAAUAAAAGGAGACAAUUAAAUAAGAAAACUCUCAUAAAAGAGAAUCAACAAAAUUUCCAUUUCACUUAAGUUUCGAAAAAGCAAAAAAAAUAAUUGAAAAGUAAACAUUUAUAUAAUAUGCAAGUGUAAAUAAUAAUAUUUUAUGUGAUUAAGUUUAAACUCUUCUUAUUGCAUCUUUAAAAAAUUCAAUGUAAUUACAUAAAAAUUUAUUAAAUUUGGAAUCUUGUAAUAAUUUUUUUAACAUUCAUGUUAAUUCUAUAUUUUUAUAAUUAGUUGAAUAAAUAUUUAAGAAAUAAAAUGAAAACUAUGAAAUGAAAACAUUAGUAAUUACUUUAGAUUAUUACAUGAAUAUUUAAACAUUUUUACUAUUUUUAUUUUGGAAAUAAUUGAGAAAUAAGGAGGAAUUAAUGAUAAUAGAAAAAAUUGUAGAUUAAUUAAUUAAAAUUAGAUAUAUUUGUCUGAAUGUAGAUUAUGUAAUGGAACACUUCAUCCAUUUCUUGUUUGAUAAUAGGAUUCAAUUGAGAUAGCUCAAACCCUAUGAAAUAUUUCCAAGAUCAUUAAUAGGUUAUGAAGAAAUGGAUUUAUUUUAAUUAGAUCCUAAAGUACUUGGAAAUGCAAUAACAGAAAUAAAUGAAGAGUUCUACUCUUAAAUAUAAUUUAAUAAUUUACUGACCAAUUUAUAUUAAACAAAAAAGAGUGAUUUUUUUACAGAAUAUUUUGAUAGAGUAAACUCAUUUUCAUUGUAUAUUCAAACCGUUAUAUUAAAAAAGAAGGAUAGAAAAAAGGCAAUAGAUUAUUUCUAUGAAGUUUGUUUAGAACUUUGUAAAAAUGAAGAUGGUGAAGGAGUAUUUUUAUUGUUUACUUUAAGUAUUGAACGAUUAGACUAAGAUUUAUUGCAUUCUAUUUAAUAUAUAAGUCCAAUUUAAUAAUAGAUACUAAUUGAUAUGACUAAAACAUUUGUGUGUAAUAAACAUAUUUAUACACCAACAAAUACUAAGAAGCUAUACCCUAUACCAUCUUUUUAUCAUUUUUGGACUAAGCUAAAGAAAUUGGAAUUGGCAGCUUAGCAAAGUAAAAAUUUAAAGUAUAUUGAUUAAAUUCGAAAUAUACUAUUAGAUUUAAUGUUUAUUCGUCAAUCUAAUAGAUCGAGAUUACUUGCAAGAUAAAAUGAAAGUGAUCCACUUUUAAAAUAUUUUUUAAUUAAAGGACAUCAAACGCAGUUAUCUUAAAUUUUAGAAAUUCCUAUUGGGAAUUGGAAUUAAAUGUAAUUAAAAUUAAUGAAAAUGGCAUCAAAUUGA
This is a messenger RNA of Paramecium sonneborni, 1365 nucleotides long. Lineage: Eukaryota; Ciliophora; Oligohymenophorea; Peniculida; Parameciidae. The record is from the annotation of a GenBank genome assembly.